Phragmites australis (common reed) is the source of this 1503-nucleotide messenger RNA. Its product is annotated as aluminum-activated malate transporter 9-like. The transcript has 5 exons. Lineage: Eukaryota; Viridiplantae; Streptophyta; Magnoliopsida; Poales; Poaceae. Gene Ontology annotation, biological process: malate transport. The record is from RefSeq and is a predicted model, not a curated record. Gene Ontology annotation, cellular component: plant-type vacuole membrane. The coding region runs from base 1 to 1503 and encodes 500 amino acids.
AUGCGGGACCUCCUCACGCUGCAGCGCUCACGCUCGCUCCGGGACCCCUCCACGCGCCGCUCGGUCGACUCCGCGUCCAACGGAGUCAAUGUCGACCCCAACAGCGACGGCGAUGCCAACCACUCCCUCGGCGGUGGGCUGAAGGCCCCCCUCGGCCGCGCGUUGUUAUCCACGGGCGCCCACGCUUGGGCUGUGCCGAUCAACUGUGAGGCUAGGGUUCGACGGGUGCGGGUGGCGGCGUGGCUCGGGCAGACGGUCAUUGGGGAGGCGAUGCUGAUUAGGUCAUCCUUUCCUCCUCUGCCUUUUGUCUCAUCCCACGCGCCACACAUUGACCACCAACGCGAUCUCGGCAUCCACGGUGUCGCCCCUUUAAAAACCCCAGCUCAUCCCCGCCACUUCCAUCGCCACACAGGUGUCGAGCUCCCAAGGCCCAGCUCCGUCCCCGGCACAGAACAGAGAACGAGGAGAGACUACGGCGUUGGCAAUGUCGUCACUAUCGACGUGCCCCUGUCCCCGAACGCCGUGCUCCCGGGUUCGCCAAGCGGAGGUCGUCAUCAGGGAGCGGCGGAGGGAGCCGGGUUUCCGCGGUGCAGACGGGCCGCGGAGGCGUGGGCGUUCGCGAGGGAGGACGCGAACCGGGUGGCCUUCGCCUUCAAGGUCGGCCUCGCGAUGCUGCUGGUGUCGCUGCUGGUCCUCGUCGGGGAGCCCCUCCGGCUGUUCGGCACCAACAUCAUCUGGUCCAUCCUCACCGUGGCCAUCAUGUUCGAGUACACCGUCGGUGCCACGUUGAACAGAGGCUUUAACCGGGCUGUCGGGAGCGUGAUAGCCGAGGUGGUCGCUAUCAUGGUUAUCCGGGUAGCGCUCAGCAGUGGUAGUGUGGCCGAGCCGUACAUCAUUGGCCUAGGCAUUUUUGUAGUUGGGGCCGCGACGUCGUUCAUGAAGCAGCUGCCGGCGCUGGCGCCUUACGAGCACGGCUUCCGGGUCAUCCUCUUCCCCUACUGCCUCAUCAUCGUGUCGGGCUACCGCAUGGGCAACCCCAUCGCCACCGCGCUCGACCGCCUCUACUCCAUCGCCAUCGGCGGCGUCCUCGCUCUCCUCGUCAACGUCCUCGUCUUCCCGGCGUGGGCGGGCGAGCAGCUCCACCGGGAGCUCGUCGACAGCUUCGUCCGCGUCCUGGGCAGCGACAUCGACGGCACGGAGGAGCCGAACGGCUGCAGUCUCGAGCGCGCGUGUUCCUACCACGAGAGCACGCUGCGGCGACAGCAGAGGCGGCUUCGGUCGUGGCCGUCCCGGGAGGUGGACGAGCUGGAGGGCCACGACGCGGCAAUGGGCGGCGUGGCGAGCAGGCUGCGCGCGCUGGAGAGCACGGCGGCGCUGUCGGUGGCCACGUUCGCGUCGCUACUCAUUGAGUGCGUGGCGCGGCUGGACCACCUGGUGGACGCCGUUGACGAGCUUUCCAAGCUCGCCAAGUUCUGGGAGGAAGCCGGCGGCUUGUCUAGUUAA